This is a messenger RNA of Priapulus caudatus, 1137 nucleotides long. RefSeq names its product rRNA-processing protein FCF1 homolog. The record is from RefSeq and is a predicted model, not a curated record. NCBI's taxonomy places the organism in Eukaryota, Metazoa, Priapulida, Priapulimorpha, Priapulimorphida, Priapulidae. Gene Ontology annotation, cellular component: small-subunit processome; nucleolus. The transcript is spliced from 7 exons. The coding region runs from base 372 to 911 and encodes 179 amino acids.
AAUCCCCAGUGUCUGCAACGACAACUGUCAUGGAUUUAAGUUGCUCCAGUGAGUUGGCCAUGAUGACACAAUCUUUGCACUUUGUUCAGUUAUUGAGUAGGAUUAUACGAGGAACUUAUAAGAGUCGUCACGAGCAGGUACCGCACCGGAUAACUACUAAAUCAGCAGAGAACGGAAACAGCGCCUACACUCGACGGAAAUCAAGCAUGACAUCGUUUACCGAUAGAUGGCGCAGGACGUCACUGACUCAACUUUCCACAAACAACAUGGGAAAACCAAAGAAGACGAAAAAGUUUGCAGCAAUGAAGAGAAUGAUAAGCCUCAGAGACAAUAGAAUGUACAUUUAAAUAUUGAGCUUCAAAAAGAAAUAAAUGCGUUUAAAAGAUAAGAAGGACAGAUUAAAGAAGAAACGCAAGACACCAAAAUCUGACGGUUCAAACUUUUCUAUACGAGAAGUCCCACAGACCUCAUCUGCCAUGUUCUUCCAAUACAAUACACAACUAGGUCCACCUUACAGAGUUUUGGUGGACACGAAUUUCAUCAACUUUUCAAUUAAGAACAAACUGGACAUUUGGCAAUCAAUGAUGGAUUGUUUAUAUGCAAAAUGCAUUCCAUAUAUCACUGACUGUGUGAUGGCUGAGUUGGAGAAGCUGGGACCAAAAUACAGGGUGGCACUAAGAAUAGCUAAGGAUCCUCGGUUUGAAAGACUACCAUGCAUGCACAAAGGAUCGUAUGCAGAUAACUGUCUUGUAAAUAGAGUUACACAGCACAAGUGUUAUAUAGUUGCCACGAAUGACAAGGAGCUGAAGAGACGGAUCAGGAAGAUUCCAGGAACACCAAUCAUGUACAUAGCAAAACACAGGUUUUCUAUAGAGCGUAUGCCAGAUGCUUUCGGCGCACCCAAUGUAUAGGAGCAUGUGCAUCUUCACAUCUCAUUUUUAUGACUCCUGAAAACAGUACACUGAAGCUGAAUUGAUUUUCUCGGCAACUAUUUUCCAGUAAUCCAUUAUUAAUGACAUUAUUAGGAAUUAAUAUAAGCAAAUCAGUGAAUUAAAAUCUACUAGUGGGCUGCCAUGAUCACGGCGAUCAAAUAAAAGAUUUUGUAAGUAGUUGAUGAAUAAAAUAAGUUAUAGCAUA